Hydractinia symbiolongicarpus is the source of this 1610-nucleotide messenger RNA. RefSeq names its product alpha/beta hydrolase domain-containing protein 17B-like. The record is from RefSeq and is a predicted model, not a curated record. Gene Ontology annotation, biological process: protein depalmitoylation. Gene Ontology annotation, molecular function: palmitoyl-(protein) hydrolase activity. The coding region runs from base 163 to 1026 and encodes 287 amino acids. NCBI's taxonomy places the organism in Eukaryota, Metazoa, Cnidaria, Hydrozoa, Anthoathecata, Hydractiniidae. The transcript is spliced from 2 exons. Gene Ontology annotation, cellular component: endosome membrane; plasma membrane.
UCUUCUAAAGUUGUGCGCGGUCAAGACAAGGCCGCCAUAUUGAAAGGGAAGGACGGAAAAUAACAUAUUGCUGAAAAAAUGCCGAAUAAUCAUGGAAAGAAACUAUAAGCUGGGUAACUAACUAUACAUGUUAGUUACGUUAAAGGUUCCCAGAGUACAAUAAUGAAUGGACUUUCGUUUUCAGAGUUAUGUUGUUUAUUUUGUUGUCCACCUUGUCCGUCAGUAAUCGCUUCCAAAUUGGCUUUUCUUCCUCCGGAGCCAACGUACACAAUACAAGAACUCGGGGAUGGAACAUGGGCUCUUCAUUUAAGUGAAAGAGCUGAAUGGCAGUAUGGACAAAAAGAACUAGAUUGCAUUGAAGUGUUUCAGGCCAGAACUAAUAGAGGCAAUCGUAUAUCGUGUAUGUAUGUUCGUUGCUCCCCAACUGCCAAGUUUACAAUUUUGUUUAGUCAUGGCAAUGCUGUUGAUUUAGGACAAAUGAGUAGCUUUUAUAUUGGAUUAGGUACUAGAAUAAAUUGUAAUAUUUUUUCAUACGACUACUCUGGAUAUGGACAAAGUAGUGGAAAACCCACAGAGAAAAAUAUAUAUGCGGAUAUAGAUGCUGCUUGGCAUUCAUUGAGGACAAGAUAUGGAAUAAGUCCUGAAAGCAUAAUACUAUAUGGUCAAAGCAUUGGUACGGUACCAACAAUUGACUUAGCAUCUCGUUUUGAAUGUGCUGGAGUGAUACUACACUCUCCACUUAUGUCUGGAAUGAGGGUAGCUUUUCCGGAUACAAAGAAAACAUAUUGUUUUGAUGUCUUUCCAAGCAUCGAGAAAACACAAAAAAUCACUUCGUCAGUCCUUGUCAUACAUGGAACCGAGGAUGAAGUAAUCGAUUUCUCACAUGGCCUCGCUAUUUAUGAGAAAUCACCAAAAGCUGUUGAACCACUCUGGGUAGAAGGAGCUGGCCAUAAUGACGUUGAAUUAUACGGACAGUACUUGGAGAGACUGAAGCAGUUUGUGCAGUACGAUAUUGUCAAAGAAUGAUAACCGUCCACGCAUCUCUGUUUAUUACGAUCGGUACCGUAGAUUUAACCACAAUGUUUUCUCGUACCAGGAGCGCAUACCUGUAAACAAGAAUAUAGCUUUGACUGACAUUUGGUUGCAAUUAUUUCGUGCAUUGCUUUCUCCUCAUGUUACUAAAAAUCAAGUAAUAUUUUGCGGCAUUCUGCUUUGAAACUACUUUCAAUUUUCAGUAACCUUUGAUUUUCAGUCUAUUUCUUUUUUCAUCUGCAAGAAUCAUUUUUUUUCACUUGAAUAAGAGCUGUAGAUGGAGCAGUAUAUUUCUUACUUUGGCCUUGGCCAGCGAAUAUGCCGUUCAUUUGUGCGUUUAAAAAACAUUAGUUUAGAUUUUAAAGCGAUCUUUGAAAGUAAAGUCUCACUUGUAUACGUGCCUUCUCAGCUCGGGCUGUACAGAGAAUAAUUCAAAGUGGGCUAACUAUCGAAGUUUUUAAUCUACACUGUGUUGGUUGUACGGCGUUUCUGUAUUUAUUGAAAUUAUUUUUUACAUUAUAUAAAUAAGCAAUUGUUUAAUAAUUCAUUCACUGAUUAUAUUAGUAAUGUCACGUUUA